GUCUCCUCUGGUACCUUGACACCUCCAUUCUCAGUCUUUAAGAUAUCAUGUCGUUCCAAGAACCGCCUAUGCCACGCCUAUCACCUCAACCUUCCGAAGAGGACACGCCAACGAUUUCUUUGAUACAGAAGAAACGGAAACGAAAGCAGUCUUCCUUUCUCCUUGGUAAGAGGGACAAACCAAAAGUAAUCCAAGACGCCGCGACUUCGGGAGACCAGUCUGAAACAUCGGAAAGCAACCUAGAGGAAGUCAGCACGUCGCGAGCGCAGGGUCCCGAUUUGCGGUUGCUCCCUCAGGAGUCAGGCGACGAGGAUGCAUCUACCAUAACGGGGUUAUCCUCCAAGUUCGAUCGAUAUGUCCAACUUCCUCAAGAGGAUCCAGAAUUGCCGUCAGUUCUACACCCUGUCACUGAGAGCAGAAUCAAAUUCGAGUGGGACUAUGUAAUGGAGCACCAAAGAGGUUUCAGAUUUCUUUGGACUCCCCUAUUCUCCCAAGCCGGCCUACUACCAACAGAUCCCCCGGCCUUCUCUACACUCAGUGCUGACCCGUUGCCUUGCUCCCUAGACGACUUUCAACUUCCUAGUCCGGAAUGGCAGUGGAUGGGCGAAGGAUGGUGUGUGGACAUGAGAGGUGAUGGUGAGGUCCAGGAGGAUGGAUUUGAAUACAACUGGUGGUUUCGGAAGAAGGGAUGGCGACCCACGAUCGGGUUCUUGAGCGCCGGCGCUUUUGUCCGAAGACGACGAUGGAUGCGAUUGAAAUACCUGCUACCACCAGAAUCGAUCCUUGAGAAGCUACCUUCUCCUCCAUUCCUACCGCGAAAAACCGAGGAGCUCAGUGGAUGGGAAGUGCUGAAGAUCAGAUUGAGGGAAGCUGCGCUGGACAGGGAACGGCUCGAGAUUGUAAAGGCGUGGCUUGACGAAACAAGCGGGAAUGAAGAGAUUCUCCGGACUUUCUGGACUGAAGUGAUGUGCAUGUUGGUGUUUCCGAGCUCAUGCGACCUACUGCGGAACAUGAUGAAGUCCAUGGGAUGGGAGACGCUGCCGCCUCGAGAUGAGGUGAUGUUCUGGAACGGGCCGCCGUGAACGAGGAUGGUUCAUGGCCCGCAUGGUAUAUUUUCUCUGUCCAGACUUGUAUGUAUAAGAGUAGCAUGUAUCAAU
This is a messenger RNA of Dacryopinax primogenitus, 1157 nucleotides long. RefSeq lists its product as uncharacterized. Bases 48 to 1082 code for a protein of 344 amino acids. The transcript is spliced from 4 exons. NCBI's taxonomy places the organism in Eukaryota, Fungi, Basidiomycota, Dacrymycetes, Dacrymycetales, Dacrymycetaceae. The record is from RefSeq and is a predicted model, not a curated record.